Hippocampus zosterae (dwarf seahorse) is the source of this 2349-nucleotide messenger RNA. It is a transcript of the gene map9, whose product is annotated as microtubule-associated protein 9. The record is from RefSeq and is a predicted model, not a curated record. NCBI's taxonomy places the organism in Eukaryota, Metazoa, Chordata, Actinopteri, Syngnathiformes, Syngnathidae. Gene Ontology annotation, biological process: mitotic spindle assembly; regulation of mitotic cytokinesis; mitotic cytokinesis. The coding region runs from base 265 to 2013 and encodes 582 amino acids. Gene Ontology annotation, molecular function: microtubule binding. Gene Ontology annotation, cellular component: astral microtubule. The transcript has 13 exons.
CCGGAAACUACGUCUCCCUAGGUUACCGUCAACAAAUAGUACCUCCACCCGAGGUUAACGUUUAAUGUAUCCAUCUGUUAUCCAAUCCGCUUCCUCUGAUCAGAUAGUCAUUUUAUAUUUGCAGAAACGACUAUAUGUAGAGUGAUAGUACAGUAGUGGUAAAGUAUAUGAGAACUCUGGGCGCUCCUUGUCGACUUGUUGCUGCUAGCAAAACGUAAUGAGCAUGCUAAAUCUUAGCAAGGAAGCCUGAUUAUCGUUUCAGACAUGACGAAUCAAGCAUUCGACAUUCUUGCUUACUCGCAAAGUCCCAAAACAACAAAAAGAGCAACGUUCCAGGAUGAACUUGAAGCUGCUCUCAACGUCAGAGCUAGAAAAACAACACUUUUGUAUUCAGGAGAUCUGGAUGAGGAUGGCGACGAUUUUUUGGGCAACCUUCUUAAAUCAAGAAGAAACAGGUCUGAUGCAUUCAAAGCCAGCAAGACGAAAAGCCAAAUCAACGACUUUGACUUCUCUGAUGAUGAUGAAAAACAAGGGACGAAAAAUAGGACUUCCUUCUUGAAAUCCCUGAAAAGACUUUCUGUGGAGGGAGAUCCGAUUGCACCACAGCAUGAACAGGAGACUUUAAACAGUGGUCAGUUAUCCAGUGAAGAUGACAUACGGCACAAAAAGGAUGCUGUCAAAUUGGCGAGCCAUUGUCCUCCACGAGACAACUCGAGUACAUCACGAUUAUCCCAGUCAGAUGAUGUUCCUCUGGACUUGCCCUUUCCUUUCCACAGCAGUACAUCUCCAGCACCAAUUAGGCCUGAGAGUAGAGCAGACAUCAAUGGUAACACAGGUUGUGAAGAAAGCUUCCGGACUUCAUUAGACACUGACCUUAAAUGUGUGACAACCACUGGUAUUGAGCGGGAGACACCCAAACCCAAACCAAGACAAAGGACAUUGGGACUGAAAAUCCAUGUGACAGAGAAAACAGAAACGUCUCCAUCAGCUCCCAUCACUGACAUCUCAACUCCUGAAAGGAUUUCAAGGAGCUGCAGUCCCCACUUGACGGACGGACACUGUGCUGGGUCACCUGCUUCAAAUAGCGUCACUUUAGGUGAUGCCAAAGAACAACAGAGGGAAGGAGACUCCACAUCCGUGAACAACGAUGUUGUUUUGCAAGAGUCAGGAGAACACUCCGUUGCUCAAGUCACUCCAGUUCUAAACAAAUCUGAUAUCCGGGCACCCAGUUCUCAGUCUCAGAGACGCAACACUGCGCGCACCAAAAAGGUUGAAUCAAAGUACCUGGGAUCCCUCAAAAUUCUGGAUUGUAAAGUUUCCCCAAAUUGUCAACCACAAGCUGUCGAUUCUCUCAGGGCCACUGUUUACCAGGAAUGGCUCAGAAAGAAAAAGGAAAAGUCCUCAGAGAACUUAAACAAAGAGAAGAUUCUGCAAGAACAAAACAAACAGAGAGAAGAAGAAAAAAAGAAAGGUGCUGCCAAUUCGUACGAGGCUUGGAAAGAAAAGAAAGAUGAGAUGCUCAAAGCAAAAACAAAGGAAGACAAACAUAGGUUGAGGGAGGAGCAGAAAGCGGUGGAAGAGGUACAGGAAAAAAGGAAAGCGGCUGAACAGGUGUUUCAUCAAUGGAAGCGUGAGCAUGAUGACAUACUGCGAGAAAAGUGCCGACAACAAAGAGCAACCGAGAAGAAGCUUGCACUGAAGAAACACGAGGAGGAGGAAGAAAGAAAGACAGCCAGCAAGUCUGCUUUUUCGGACUGGUGUGGAAAGAAGACAGAUGCCCUGUACAAAAAAGUUACGAUAGAACGGCAGGAACACAAGAAUAAAGCUGAGGAGAAUCGAUAUAUCCAAGAGGAGAAGGAUAAAAUGGCUGUCGAGAUGUUUGAACAGUGGCUGGCAAAGAAGGAGAUUCAACAAAAGCGACAAAGAGAAGAAAAGCGACUCCAAGUGAUACUGCGAGACAGUCCGCCCCCACCAUGGAGCCCUCCCAAUAAAACCAUUCAAUUUCGAAAGUAACAUUUGAAACGUGAGAUGUCCAUGCAGAGUUAAAUUUCAUGCAAAUGGCUUGGGGUCAAUGCAUGAUGACUGGCUGUUGACCAGUCAAGAGUGUAACUGAAAAAAGCUCCUGCCACUCCAAAACGGGUAAUUGGAUGCAUAUAGUUUGAUUUGAAUAUUUAGAAUACAGACGAAAAAGUGUUCCAUUUUAUUCUGGAUGUUCAUGUCAAUAUAAAAUAGAACCGUAAGACAUCACAGAAAUGGAUUAGGUUGGUUUCAUAGUGUUUUUGUAAUUUCAGUUUUGUUUAUUGUCUUUACCCCAAGAAAUAUUUCCUAAAAUAAAAUGUAUCAAUUGAG